Messenger RNA from Durusdinium trenchii, 615 nucleotides. Lineage: Eukaryota; Dinophyceae; Suessiales; Symbiodiniaceae. The record is from the annotation of a GenBank genome assembly.
AUGUGGGCCAAGCUCAUGACCGAUGUCGCGGUGGCCGCCAACUUUGGGGUUCCGAAUCGCAGCUACCCUCCGAUCUGGCAAGACUAUGAGGGUAGCUGCGACCCAGCCAGCUCGUGCGAAGCCCAAGUCGUGGAGGGCCUUGCAGAGCUGCAAGCUGCGUCGCAGGCGCUGAUCCUCACCUUCCUGGGCGCUGCCUACCACGCUUAUGGCUAUGUGUUUUAUGGCUACGUCCACUUUGAGCCGGACUGGACGAGAUAUGGCACCUUCACCAGGGUGCGCAAGAUCGCGAAAGCCAUUCAUGGCGUAGUGGACUCGUAUGCAUGGAGAAGAUCUGGUGCUGAUCAGGAUCAACACGUGAUAGUGAAGCGAAUGCCUGGUGCAAAUGUGCAUCAGAACGAAACAAAAUGGCCCAAUGACAUGCUGGCUCAUUUCAAUCCUCGGGAUGCCAAUGUGCCUUACUGCGAGGAUGCACUCACCGAAAUUGGCGUGUUCUCCUAUCUGAGGCGACAGCCAGAUGUACCACAGUAUUUGUUGAAGAUGAUUGGUGCUUUUACUGAUGGCCCUGGAGGCAGUCAUGUGGAGAUGCUGAUGCACUGGGGUUUGAGCCUUUUGUGA